AAAUAGAGCUAAUCGAUGCAAAAAAUUGGGUUUAAAAUACAUCUGUUAGCAUUGGCUGUCAAGAUAACGUUAGCGAGUCUCUAAAUAGCAUGGUCGUUAUUGACACCGACGGAUGCCCUCUUGGCAGGACUUGUUGUGGUGUGGUGGAGAGACGGCAAGGGAAGCCAUGGAGGAGCAGACGGGCUCGCCUGGCGCCAACACAGACAACAGCAGCCAGAGGAAUGGAGGAGAGGAGAAGCCCAGACGCCAGAGCUGGACCAAGGGCCGGAAGAGGAAGAAACCGGUGAAGGACAGCAACGCGCCCAAGGCCCCGCUGACGGGCUACGUGCGCUUCAUGAAUGACCGGCGCGAGCAGCUGCGGGCAGAGAGGCCCGACGUGCCCUUCCCUGAGAUCACACGCAUGCUGGGCAACGAGUGGAGCAAACUGCCACCGGACGAGAAGCAGCGCUACCUGGACGAGGCAGAGAAGGACAAAGAGCGCUACAUGCGUGAGUUGGAGAAAUACCAGAAGACUGAGGCCUAUAAGCACUACACCAGGAAGGUGCAGGAGAAGCAGAAGGGAAAGAGGCACAGGGGAGAUGUCGGCCGCCAGGUAGCCAACGAGUCUCUUCAUGAGAAGGAUGCCGAAGGGAAGGAGCGCUCCGUGUUUGAUAUCCCCAUCUUCACAGAAGAGUUUCUCAACCACAGUAAAUCGCGUGAGGCUGAGAUGCGUCAGCUGCGUAAGACCAACAUGGAGUAUGAGGAGCGCAACGCGGCGCUGCAGAAGCACGUGGAGAGCAUGCGCAGCGCCGUGGAGCGCCUGGAGGGUGACCUGAUGGCGGAGCGCGGACGCAACGGGCUCCUACUGCAGCACCUGGAGACGCUACGCCAGGCCCUCACCUCCAGCUUCUCAGUAGUCGCACUGCCAGGCAGCGGAGAGACGCCCACGCUGGAUACCAUCGACACCUACAUGAAGAGGCUGCACGGCCUCAUCCUGACCAACCCCCAGGAGCACGAGAACCUGAUCGGCACCGUCAGGGAGGUGGUCAGCCGCCUGGAGAGGUGA
Engraulis encrasicolus (European anchovy) is the source of this 1045-nucleotide messenger RNA. RefSeq names its product high mobility group 20A (gene hmg20a). The transcript has 8 exons. The coding region runs from base 113 to 1045 and encodes 310 amino acids. The record is from RefSeq and is a predicted model, not a curated record. Gene Ontology annotation, cellular component: nucleus. Gene Ontology annotation, biological process: regulation of gene expression. NCBI's taxonomy places the organism in Eukaryota, Metazoa, Chordata, Actinopteri, Clupeiformes, Engraulidae.